GAUGACAUGACAGACUCCCUGCGAGACUACACCAACCUGCCCGAGGCUGCCCCUUUGCUUACCAUUCUGGACAUGUCAGCUCGCGCCAAGUACGUGAUGGAUGUGGAAGAGAUCACCCCGGCCAUUGUGGAGGCUUUUGUGAAUGACUUCCUAGCAGAAAAGCUCAAACCAGAGCCCAUCUAGUGGGCUCUGGCCUCCUGGGACAGUAUUUAAGACUCAGUCUUCUCUCCUCCCCUUCCUUCCCUCCACCCUUGGACUUUUCAAGCGUGUCCUGAAUCACAUAACCCAAGUGUCCAACCUCUGUGGUGCCUUGUUUCUGCAUUAACUCCUCAGCUAGCACCCAAGGGUGCCCAUCCUCACAGCGGCAACAGAACCCACCGUGUCUGGAGACUGCUUGGGAUUUGUGGGGAUGGCAUGACCAGCCAGAACUGGGACUGCCACACUCUACUGGUCACUAGCUUCUGGUGAAGGACUUGCCAGGGUGUUCUGCUUAGUGAGCAGGUGGGGACAGUGGACCUGGGCUCUGGCUUGAUUCUUGGGUCAGCAUAUACACACCAAGCCAAGCAGUUGCUUGGUGACACUUGUACCUACAGACGUCACAGAGAAAGGGCCAUGGCCUCAGUGGACAUCAGCUGAGAGGUCUUGGUGAGAACAUGCUUUUUAGGGACAUACUCUUUCUUGGUCUGAGGGAAACACAGCAGUGUGUCAGUGGGUUCUUGGGCAGGGGACCUCCAAAUCUACAAGGAAGCUUGUGGGGCAUUUGUUUUGGUGAGAAAAAUGAGUAGCUGAGCUAAUGAUUUAUAUAGUACUUAACUGUGUGAUUAGUUUCUCAAUCUUUUUAUCUUUCUUCCUUGCUCUUGACCUGUCCCAAGUUUCUGCCUAUCUGUAAGAACAGCUCCUACUAUCUAGGAAUUUUGGUAAUGAAUUCUUCCUUGGACAUCGUCCCAAGAACUCAACCCUGAUUUCUAAAGGAGCACAGCCCAGCCAGCACAGACCUCUGUGUGGCCAGUCCUGUGCCAAGCACCUGCAGCCCUUCACUGUUCCCCAUUCUUUUCAUAGUGGAUCUGAAAAUUUAUUAGAGGUCUAGCUUUUCACUGAGGACCUGCAGAAGGAGCUGUGUCCUAGAGUGGAAGUGAGGGCGGAGGACAUGUCACCUACAGUAGGACUUGGACCUCCUUUGCACGGCCCAGGUAGCUGAGCUGACCACAAAGAGGGAAACACCAGCUGUGUUCUUAGAAUCGGGUAGAGGGCUUUUAGGAAUUCCCAGGAGUUCAACCUGUCUCAGUCUGGGACUUAAACCAUCCAGGCCAUAUUACCCUUAGUUCCACUCAACACUCUACCAGCCAAAACCAUCGAUUUUGGAAAACCCAGUCCCCCUCCCCCCACAAGCUGUUGACACUUUUUCCUUGCUGAAUUGGAUUGUUGAUUUGUAGUUCAGAGGUACAAAAUUAGUUGGUAAUUAGACUAUUGGAUGUUGCCAGCCUGAAAUGCAGUCACCUAGAAAGAAUAAAGCAGGCAUCUCUGGACCUUAUCCUUCACUUGGCCUUUCCUGUUCUCAAGUAUAACAGUCAUUUUCA
Molecule: messenger RNA, 1577 nt
Organism: Nannospalax galili (Upper Galilee mountains blind mole rat)
Lineage: Eukaryota; Metazoa; Chordata; Mammalia; Rodentia; Spalacidae
Product: nucleoredoxin
Molecular function (GO): thioredoxin-disulfide reductase (NADPH) activity
Source: RefSeq, a predicted model, not a curated record